Molecule: messenger RNA, 534 nt
Organism: Prunus armeniaca (apricot)
Lineage: Eukaryota; Viridiplantae; Streptophyta; Magnoliopsida; Rosales; Rosaceae
Source: the annotation of a GenBank genome assembly
AUGGAGGGAAGUUCUGAUAUUGAUCUCUCCAAGAUCAGCCUUAGGCCAUUGGGUCUCGCUGACAUUGAUGAUUUCAUGGUGUGGGGUACAGAUGAGAAGGCCUCUAUUUUCUGCACUUGGGAACCUUAUGCUACCAAAGAAGAAGCCCUAAACUAUAUCAAAGAGAAGAUUCUCCCACACCCCUGGUUCAGGGCAAUCUGCCUUGACAACAGGCCAAUUGGUGCCAUUUUAGUGACCUCGAAUUCCGGCGGUGACCGGUGCAGAGGUGAACUUGGCUAUGUCUUGGGGUCCAAGUACUGGGGCAAGGGGAUUGCAACCCAGGCUGUGAAAUUGGUGGCUGAUACUAUUUUUAAAGAGUGGACACAUUUGGAUAGACUUGAAGCUUUUGUUGAUGUGGACAAUGUGGGAUCACAGAGGGUUCUUGAGAAGUCUGGGUUCCUCAGGGAAGGUGUGCUUAGAAAGUUUUUUAUUCUGAAGGGAAGAACUAGGGACACGGUGAUAUUCAGCCUUCUUUCUACAGAAUGUCAAGCUUAA